Prunus armeniaca (apricot) is the source of this 5985-nucleotide messenger RNA. NCBI's taxonomy places the organism in Eukaryota, Viridiplantae, Streptophyta, Magnoliopsida, Rosales, Rosaceae. The record is from the annotation of a GenBank genome assembly.
AUGUCGGAGGAAGAGAAAUUAUUGAAGGAGGCGAAAAAAUUGCCUUGGGAUGAUCGGCUUUUCCACAAGAACUGGAAGGUGAGGAACGAGGCCAACAUUGACUUGGCCGCUCUCUGCGACUCCAUCGCCGAUCCCAAAGACCCUCGCCUUCGUGAAUUUGGUCCGCUUUUUAGAAAGACUCUGGUGGAUUCUAAUUCGCCGGUGCAAGAGAAGGCGCUCGAUGCAUUGGUUGCUUUUUUAAGAGCUGCGGAUGCUGAUGCCGGAAGAUAUGGUAAGGAAGUUUGUGAUGCGAUUGUGGCGAAAUGCCUCACUGGAAGGCCGAAGACGGUGGAGAAGGCUCAAGCUGCAUUUAUGCUUUGGGUUGAAUUGGAGGCUGUGGACGCUUUCUUAGAUGCCAUGGAGAAAGCAAUAAAAAACAAAGUUUCCAAAGCUGUUGUGCCUGCAAUUGAUGUCAUGUUUCAGGCCUUAAGUGAAUUUGGAGCAAAAGUUGUUCCUCCAAAAAGGAUUUUGAAGAUGCUUCCUGAACUAUUUGACCAUCAAGAUCAAAAUGUUCGUGCAUCUUCUAAAGGACUUACUCUUGAGCUUUGUCGUUGGAUAGGAAAAGACCCUGUAAAAUCAAUAUUGUUUGAGAAGAUGAGGGAUACAAUGAAAAAAGAGUUGGAGGCUGAGCUCGCAAAUGUUACAGGGACAGCCAGGCCAUCUCGCAAAAUCAGAUCCGAGCAAGACAAGGAGCCAGAAAGGGAAGCUGUUUCUGAAGUUGUUGGUCCUGGUCCUUCUGAGGAAUCUACAACUGAUGCUCCUCCGGAAAUAGAUGAAUACGAGCUUGUUGAUCCUGUUGAUAUAUUGACUCCAUUGGAGAAGUCUGGAUUUUGGGAUGGAGUGAAAGCUACGAAGUGGUCAGAGAGAAAGGAGGCUGUUGCAGAGCUAACCAAGCUUGCUUCCACUAAAAGAAUUGCUCCUGGUGAUUUUACAGAAAUCUGUCGGACAUUAAAGAAGCUCAUAGCAGACGUGAACAUCGCUGUUGCAGUUGAAGCUAUCCAAGCUAUUGGAAAUCUUGCCAAGGGUCUAAGAACUCAUUUUUCUGGCAGUUCGCGUUUUCUGUUACCAGGUUUACUUGAAAAAUUGAAAGAGAAAAAGCCAACUCUGUCUGAGGCACUUACCCAAACUCUUCAAGCAAUGCAUACAGCUGGAUGCUUAAAUCUUGUUGACAUUGUUGAAGAUAUUAAGACGGCAGUGAAAAAUAAAGUGCCUCUUGUGCGUUCAUUGACUUUGAACUGGGUAACAUUUUGUAUUGAAACAAGCAACAAGGCUGUUGUUCUGAAGUUACACAAGGAUUACGUUCCUAUCUUUAUGGAGUGCCUCCAAGAUGGAACCCCAGAUGUGCGGGAUGCAGCCUUUUCAGCUUUGGCAGCAAUAGCAAAGUUGGUUGGUAUGAGGCCUUUGGAGAGGUCACUGGAGAAACUUGAUGAUGUUAGAAGAAAGAAGCUCUCUGAAAUGAUUAUGGGUUCUGAAGGUGGUACAUCCAUGAGUGCAAGCUCAGCCACAGUCAAAAGCUCUGGGGUUACUGCACCUUCUCUGGAGACUUCGGACAGUUCAUUUGUUCGAAGGUCAGCUGCGAGUAUGCUUAGUGGGAAGAGGCCUGUUCAGGCAGCUCCUGGCAAACAAAAAGGGGGAUCUGUUAAAUCAGGUGGCAGUAAGAAAGUAGAUACAACUGUACAGCCAAAAGCUUCCAAGUUAGUUGAAACCCCUGAAGAUGUUGAGCCAGCAGAAAUGAGUCUUGAAGAAAUUGAAAGCAGAUUAGGGGCUCUUAUACAAGCAGAUACCAUCUCUCAAUUAAAGAGCUCUGCAUGGAAAGAACGGCUUGAAGCCAUAUCCUCAUUUAAACAAGAAGUGGAAGGUCUUCAAGACAUUGACCAGUCAGUUGAGUUAUUGGUUCGUUUACUUUGUGCUGUCCCUGGUUGGAGUGAAAAAAAUGUUCAGGUUCAGCAACAGGUUAUUGAAGUUAUCUCUUAUAUAGCCUCCACUGCAAAAAAGUUUCCUAAGAAAUGUGUAGUACUUUGUCUUCUGGGUAUAAGUGAACGAGUUGCAGAUAUAAAGACCCGGACACAUGCCAUGAAGUGCCUCACUGCUUUCUCUGAAGCCAUAGGCCCAGGAUUUGUUUUUGAAAGAUUAUACAAAAUUAUGAAAGAGCACAAGAACCCUAAGGUUCUGAGCGAGGGAAUAUUGUGGAUGGUUUCCGCUGUUGAUGAUUUUGGUGUCUCACAUUUGAAACUUAAGGAUUUGAUUGAUUUUUGUAAAGAAACUGGACUGCAGUCCAGUGCUGCUGCUACUAGGAAUUCUACUAUUAAGCUUUUGGGGGCUAUACAUAAAUUUGUUGGUCCAGAUAUUAAAGGGUUUCUUAAUGAUGUUAAACCUGCACUACUUAGUGCACUGGAAGCCGAGUAUGAAAAAAAUCCUUUUGAGGGUGCUUCCGUGGUUCUGAAGAGAAAUGUUCGGGCAACAGAAUCUACUUCAUCUGUCUCUGCUGGUGGGUUAGAUAGCCUUCCACGUGAAGAUAUUAGUGGAAAGAUCACGCCUACUCUGCUGAAGAGCUUGGAGAGUCCUGAUUGGAAGGUUCGCUUGGAGUCAAUUGAAGCUGUAAAUAAAAUUUUGGAAGAGGCUAAUAAGCGCAUCCAGCCAACUGGAACUGUGGAGUUGUUUGGUGCCUUAAGGGCCCGCUUGUAUGAUAGCAAUAAGAACUUGGUCGCUGCGACUCUAACGGCUGUUGGUAAUGUUGCAUCUGCAAUGGGAGCACCAGUUGAAAAGUUCAGCAAGGGCAUUCUGUCGGAUGUUUUGAAAUGUUUAGGAGACAAUAAGAAACAUAUGAGAGAAUGCACUUUAACAACAUUAGACUCAUGGCUCUCUGCUGUUCAUCUUGAUAAAAUGGUUCCUUAUAUUACAGCAGCAAUAUCAGAAACCAAGCUUGGUGCAGAAGGGCGCAAAGAUCUUUUUGAGUGGUUGACGAGACAGCUUUCUGGGUUAAGUGAUUGUUCUGAUGCUGUUCAUCUUCUAAAACCAGCUUCUUCUGCUCUGAUGGAUAAAUCCUCAGACGUCCGUAAAGCAGCCGAGACAUGCAUUUCUGAAAUUUUGAGAGUUAGUGGACGUGAAUCAGUUGAGAAGAGUUUGAGAGAUAUUCAGGGGCCAGCUUUAGCUCUUGUUGAGCGAUUGAAGCCUGGGUCUUUUCAAGAAUCUUUUGAAUCGAGAGCAAUAUCGAUGGGCCCAACUUCCAAAAGCAUUUCAAAGGCUGGAAAAUCUGCUUCCAAUGGAGUUUUGAAGCAUGGAAGCAAAGCUACUUCAAGGACCAUUGCAACAAAAGGAUCAAGGCUGGAUUCAAUAAUGUCCCAAGAUAUAGCUGUCCAGUCACAGGCCUUGAUAAGUGUUAAAGAUUCAAUUAAGGAGGAUAGAGAGAAAUUGGUGGUUAGGAAGUUUAAGUUUGAAGAGCCACGGCCAGAACAGAUUCAAGAUCUUGAGAAUGAUAUGACAAAGUAUCUUAGAGAGGAUUUGCAUAGGCGACUUCUUAGUCCAGAUUUUAAGAAGCAAGUUGAAGGGCUUGAGAUGCUGCAGAAGGCACUUCCAACCAUUAAAAAAGAGAUUAUUGAAAUUUUGGAUAUACUGCUAAGGUGGUUUGCUUUACAAUUUUGUAAAUCGAACACAACAUGUCUAUUAAAGGUGCUGGAAUUUCUACCUGACCUUUUUGAUAGCUUUAGAGAUGAGGCAUACACGUUGACUGAGUCAGAAGCAGCCAUAUUCUUUCCAUGCUUGAUAGAGAAGCUCGGGCAUAACAUAGAGAAAGUACGAGAAAAAAUGCGGGAGUUGACCAAACAAAUUGUUCAGGCAUAUACUGCAGCAAAAAGUUUCCCUUAUAUUUUGGAGGGCUUGCAUUCUAAGAACAACCGAACUCGAAUUGAGUGUGCUGAUAUUGUUGGAUAUUUGAUUGAUCAUCAUGUAGCUGAGAUUAGUGGACAACUAAAGUCUUUGCAAACUGUUGCCAACUUGACAGCAGAAAGAGACGGUGAAAUUAGGAAAGCUGCUUUAAAUACUCUGGCUACCGGUUAUAAGAUUCUUGGUGAGGACAUAUGGAGAUAUGUCCGGAAGUUAACAGAUGCUCAGAAAAGUAUGUUAGAUGAUCGGUUUAAGUGGAAGGUUCGAGAAAUGGAGAAAAGGAACGAAGGAAAGCCUGGCGAAGCUAGGGCUUCUCUGAGGCGUUCUGUCAGGGAAAUUGGGUCUGAUCUAGCAGAGCAAAGUGGGGAGGUUACGCGGUCUGUUUCUGGUCCAGCACUUUCUAGGAGAAACUUUGGCCAUUCUGAGCCUCACAUGGAGAGCCAACUGAUGCCCCAUGGACUUUCUGGUGCCAAUGGCCCAACAGACUGGAAUGAAGCUUUGGAUAUCAUUUCUUUUGGUUCUCCUGAGCAGUCGGUUCAAGGAAUGAAAGUUGUGUGUCAUGAGUUGGCACAGUCGAUCAAUGAUCCAGAAGGCGGUGCUAUGGAUGAGUUAGUGAGGGAUGCAGAUAGACUUGUUUCUCGCUUAGCGGAUAAGGCAACCAAGACUUUUGAAUUCAGUUUGACAGGAGCUUCAUCUAGGUCUUGUAAAUAUGUCCUGAACACUCUUAUGCAGACAUUUCAAAAUAAAAGACUUGCUUAUGCUGUGAAGGAAACUACUCUUGACAGUCUAAUCACUGAGCUCCUGCUGUGGCUUUUGGAUGAGAGGGUUCCCCAUAUGGAUGAUGGCAGCCAACUUCUGAAAGCGUUGAAUGUCUUGAUGCUAAAGAUUCUGGAUAACGCAGAUCGAACUUCGUCCUUUGUUGUUCUCAUCAAUCUCUUACGUCCUUUAGAUCCCUCAAGAUGGCCAUCACCCGCUUCAAAUGAAACAUUUGCUUCCAGAAACCAGAAGUUCUCUGAUCUGGUUGUCAAAUGUUUAAUCAAACUUACAAAGGUUCUUCAAAGCACAAUAUAUGAGGUCGAUUUGGACCGCAUCCUUCAAAGCAUAUAUUUGUACCUACAGGACUUGGGGAUGGAAGAAAUUAGGAGAAGCUUCGUGGAGCUUGCAAUUAAAAGUCACCUUUCUAUGGUUCCUAUAGACAUGAAACCACAGCCAAUAAUUCUCGACUACAUUGAUCUGAAUCUUGAGACUUUAGCUGCAGCAAGGAUGUUGACAUCAACUGGGUCUGGGGGCCAAACUCAUUGGGGUGAUUCAGCAGCCAACAAUCCCUCAUCUGCGACACAUUCUGCUGAUGCACAGUUAAAGCAAGAACUUGCUGCCAUAUUCAAGAAGAUUGGCGACAAGCAGACUUGCACCAUUGGUCUGUAUGAGCUAUAUCGCAUAACCCAGCUCUACCCCAAAGUUGAUAUAUUUUCUCAGCUCCAAAAUGCUAGUGAGGCUUUCCGGACGUAUAUUAGAGAUGGUUUGAUGCAGAUGGAGAAGAAUGCUGCAGCUGGAAGGACGCCUUCAAGCUUGCCAAUGCCGACUCCUCCCCCAGCUUCUCUGAGUGUUUCUUCCCCUGAAUUUGCACCCCUGUCACCCGUACACACAAAUUCCUUAGUUGAUUCAAAAUCAUUAAAUGUGAAAUCUGAACCAACUAGCUUUAAUCUACCACCAUCAUAUACUGAAGAGAACAGGCUGAAUAAUGCCACUAGAGGUCUCGCUGAAAACUCAAUGGUCGACCAAAGGAAUGAGAGAUAUAUUAGUGGAGUCACGAGUGGAACCUUAGAUGCGAUUAGAGAAAGGAUGAAGAGCAUGCAAUUAGCAGCAUCUGCUGGGAACCUGGAUCAAGAAACAAGACCGUUAAUGUAUGUGAGCGACAAUGUAAACCAGGUUGUCUCUGGUCAGAUUCCUCGUGCGUCUGAGAAUCCCCUCCAGAGUGGGGUUCUCCCUAUGGAUGAGAGGGCAUUAUCUGGGCUUCAAGCCCGGAUGGAGAGACUAAAAAGUGGGACCAUCGAGCCCCUUUGA